AUGGCUAUGCCCAUCACCACCAUCGCGGAGAGCAAGGAGCUCCGGGGGCUCAACCUCAUCGCCGCGCAUUCGCACAUUCGCGGUCUUGGUGUCGAUGAUGACACGCUCGAGCCCAAGGUGUCGUCACAGGGUCUGGUUGGGCAGGAGAAGGCGCGCAAGGCAGCGGCCGUGAUACUGAAGAUGGCGCGCGAUGGCAAGAUUGCCGGUCGCGCUGUCCUCAUUGCAGGCCCUCCUAGCACCGGCAAGACGGCAAUUGCGAUGGGAAUGGCACAGUCGCUGGGCCCCGAUGUGCCCUUUACUAUGCUUGCCUCCUCCGAGAUCUUCUCCCUCGAGAUGUCCAAGACAGAGGCGCUCACCCAGGCCUUCCGAAAGUCCAUCGGCGUGCGCAUAACAGAAGAGAGCGAGGUCAUCGAGGGCGAGGUGGUGGAGAUACAGAUCGACCGCAGCGUCACGGGCAGCAACAAGCAGGGCAAGCUCACCAUCAAGACGACCGACAUGGAGACAGUCUACGACAUGGGCACCAAGAUGAUUGACGGAAUGACAAAGGAAAAGGUCAUGGCCGGCGACAUCAUCUCCAUCGACAAAGCUUCAGGCAAGAUCACAAAGCUCGGUCGCUCCUACACGCGUUCUAGGGACUAUGAUGCAAUGGGCAUCGACACCAAGUUUGUCCAGUGCCCCGAGGGCGAGCUGCAACAGCGGCGCGAGGUGGUGCACACAGUCAGCUUGCACGAGAUUGAUGUCAUCAAUUCGCGCACCCAGGGCUUCCUCGCCCUCUUCUCCGGCGACACGGGCGAGAUUCGCAGCGAGGUGCGGGACCAGAUUAACACAAAGGUCGCCGAGUGGAAGGAGGAGGGCAAGGCCACCAUUGUGCCGGGCGUGCUCUUCAUCGACGAGGUCCACAUGCUCGACAUUGAGUGCUUCUCGUUUGUCAACCGCGCCCUCGAGGACGAGCUGGCUCCGAUUGUCAUCAUGGCGAGCAACAGGGGCAACACACAGAUCCGUGGGACAGACUACAGAUCACCGCACGGGUUGCCGCUCGACUUUUUGGACCGUGUCGUUAUCGUCAACACUCACCCAUACAAUUCCGACGAAAUGCAGCAGAUUCUCUCGAUAAGAGCACAGGAGGAGGAGGUCGACGUCUCUCCCGACGCCUUGGCUCUGCUCACAAAGAUUGGCCAGGAAACAGGACUGCGAUAUGCCAGCAACCUCAUCACGACGUCGGACCUGAUACGCAAGAAGAGGAACGGCCCCGAAGUCACCAUUGAAGAUGUACAGCGAAGCUUUGCGCUCUUCUACGACCCUACAAGAAGCGUCAAGUUCGUCUCAGACUCAGAGAAGCGUCUCAUCGGCGAUGCAGGCGACGUUUCCUUUGCCAUUACCAACGGCGCCGAUGCGAUGGACGUGUCAUAGCGCGUGUAUACUCUGUUCUGUUUCUUGGCGUACAACAGGUCUUGGAUGGGUUCAGCGAUUGAUAACGGGUGUAGCUGUAGACGUGACAAAAGUCCGGGUAUGUAAUACUAAGCAACUUGAAG
Molecule: messenger RNA, 1532 nt
Organism: Pyrenophora tritici-repentis Pt-1C-BFP
Lineage: Eukaryota; Fungi; Ascomycota; Dothideomycetes; Pleosporales; Pleosporaceae
Product: TIP49, DNA helicase TIP49, TBP-interacting protein
Biological process (GO): regulation of transcription by RNA polymerase II; chromatin remodeling; box C/D snoRNP assembly
Cellular component (GO): Swr1 complex; NuA4 histone acetyltransferase complex; R2TP complex
Molecular function (GO): ATP binding; DNA helicase activity; ATP hydrolysis activity
Source: RefSeq, a predicted model, not a curated record